Messenger RNA from Lactuca saligna, 609 nucleotides. The record is from the annotation of a GenBank genome assembly. Lineage: Eukaryota; Viridiplantae; Streptophyta; Magnoliopsida; Asterales; Asteraceae.
AUGCGAAGAAUUGAAGACGAGCAUAAUGACGUUUUUCACAGUGAUGCUUCCACCUACUGUUUACUCGCCAAAAAAUGUAUAUGCGUCGUUCACCCAAGUCUUCUUCCCCCGAAACCCAGUUCUCCAUUUGAUCUCAAUCUCAAGUAUAACUCGAUAUUGGAGGAAAACAAUGCUUUUGUCACUGUAAAUGUUUCAAAUAAUGGCGAAGAAAUUGACGAGAUUAGAGUAAAAAAUGGAGAAAAAGAAGAUGUGGAUGAGGAUGGGAUUCUGUGUGCUUUAUGUCAAAGCACAGAUGGGGAUCCAUCAAAUCCGAUCGUAUUUUGCGAUAGUUGUGAUCUAAUGGUUCACACCACUUGUUAUGGUAAUCCCCUCAUUUAUGGUGUUCUUGAAGGAAAACAAAUGGUUGUGCCAUUGAUUGCUCUGAGGAAAACUGUGGUUCGAGUUUUUGAUGUGAUUUGUGGAUUGAAAGAAGAUCUGUGUAUUGAGUAUAAGGAAAGGAGAAACAAAGGCGCCAUUGUUGCUAGAUUCUAUAAAAGCCAUAGUGAUUUGUGGAUGAAGAACGCUUGUUCGGAAUCUUACUCCGGUAUCCCGGGGAUCUCUCUGAAAUGA